This is a messenger RNA of Acanthaster planci (crown-of-thorns starfish), 2570 nucleotides long. RefSeq lists its product as uncharacterized. The record is from RefSeq and is a predicted model, not a curated record. Gene Ontology annotation, cellular component: intracellular anatomical structure. NCBI's taxonomy places the organism in Eukaryota, Metazoa, Echinodermata, Asteroidea, Valvatida, Acanthasteridae.
CAGAACAAGGCCAAAGGGUAACGAAAAGGCCUUCGCUUUCGGAUUUGUUCAACCUGAGUCCGCGCAUGGUCAACAAAGGCACGUACAUGUACAUGUACACGUACAUUUUGUACAUGUAUUGGUAUAUGGGUGUGAUGGAAGUCCAGCUGGACGACUAACGCACGAUACAGAUAGAACUAGCUAGGGGCAUACCCGAAUGACCCUUGUACCACUGGUACCAGCCAAGUUGAUGGUCGCAACUUGAAGUUGGUUCCCUCUGUACUAAUAAAUAAAAUCGGCUUGGCCUAUUGAUAACCAUCUGUGCGACCACGUCAGAGGGCCUGGUUCAGUCAACUAUAUAAUUCCAACCCAUCACUGGUUGUGGUGUUUCACAAGCCAUAGUUAACUGUGUCCGUCGCUCGAAUUUGCCUUAAGAUGUCGUCUGAAAACCACGUGAUUAGAUCCACCUACAGCAAUGUUACGAUGCAAGACAUCAUCGAGAAUUUGAAUCUCUCUCCUCAUCCUGAAGGAGGAUUUUACAGGGAAACCUAUCGGUGUGAUGAUGUGAACAGUGAUGGUCAGUCUCAUAGCACGGCCAUUUACUACGUUAUGACCAAAGGCGAUGGACUCGUGUGGCAUAGAAUCCGCGGCAAAAACGAGUUGUGGCAUUUUUACGCGGGAGAUCCGGCCGAGGUCCGCCUUGCGUCUCCAGACGGAAAUCUCCAAAAGGUGAUCACCUUUGGGCCGGAUAUUUUUCAAGACCAGCAGCCUCAGUUGUUGAUUCGUGCCGAUCAGUGGCAAAGCGCCAAGUGUCUGGGAGAAUGGACGCUAUUCGGUUGCACAGUCAGUCCAGGAUUUGAGUUUAAAGAUUUUGAAUUAGCACCGAAGGGUUGGCAACCGUUGGGAGAAACGAAGUAAUGUCCAGAACUACACUUCCGAUGAGAACGAGCCAGUGUUGCGGGAAUUUGAUAUUCUAAAGGACGGAGGAUUUGUCUACCUCACAUCGUAAUUCGCAUGAUAACCGAUGUCACGUUGGAUGGAAUUAGGGGCACAGAGGGCGCUGUGCAUUAAUAUGAGCUCACCUGUUGCGUGCAGGCCAUAAAUAGGCCGAAAACUGCUUGCGUUGGCCAAAUCACAAUAAUUUGUAAUGUACUCAUUUUCUCUACAAAAUCAUAAGUAGAGCGUGAACUUCAAGAAUUGUAGAAAAAACAGGUUAGUGGAACAAAUACCACCUUGUCUGAAUGAGAUUUGGAAGAAAUCGGCGCCUGAAAAACGGUCUAUUUUUCAAGAAGUGUAGGCAUCGACUUUUCAAAAUGGUGAAGGGCUUCACGACUGCUUUGUAGGGGUGACCUGUGGAAAACAAUAUCUUCCAAAGUCAUCAGUUAUUGAAUAGAAUUUUGAAAAAAAAUUAAAAUAUAUAGAGCUUUAAUUUGAUGUGCGUCUCAAACUUCUGAGAAACUCUUGAGUAUGUUACCUGAUUAUCAGGUAUUUAUCACUUUAGGUUAUGGAAGUUUACUUACUGGUCUGCAACCGUUAGAGAAAGAGAGAAAGAGGAGCGCCACCUUUAGAUUUUGGAAAGUAAACAAUACGUGUUUAUUAUGUGUAAAGUUGAUGGUGCGGCUAAUGUAUACGUAUUGUGGCUGUCCUUUUCCUUUGGCACAUACACAUGCCGUGUGUUACUAUGGUAACACUUGUGUUGCAACUCUCUCUUGCACGACUCUGAUAUACAAUUGUUGACUCGGUUAUUAACCACGCUUCACUUUUUCUAUAGAGAACGCUUUUAAAAAAAAUUUACUAUUAAAUUUUAGUCUAAAUUUUGGCUUCAUAAUUCUUUCCCUUGAGGCUGGCUCUUGGGUCAAUUUUGAUCCUUGCCUUUGGAGCUUCCCAACCCAAAUGAACUAUUCUAUUUUCGUAAGACACCUCAAUGUGAACGUUUGAAAAACUACUUCUGCAAUUGGCUGCUGAGUCAGAGAAGGCGAGGCCGACGACGGGAACUUCAAGAAAAACUAAUUUAACCCUCAAAUAGAGGGAUUAUUUUGGCUCAUCUCACAGCCUCGUGGGGGCGGAUUCUCUCCCAACCCAGCACUUAGUUGUACGCUCGAUUUUUUAAAAUUUGGAAUGCAUGUAAGAAUACUCCUUAUCAUUACAAAAUAAUGUCAAGUUUAAAAUCAAUCAAACAUAAUGGUUUUGUUGUUACAGUCAUUAGAAGUUCAAGACUACAUGCGUGCCAGCCCGCGUACGGUUGAGCACCUGUGGGAAACGUAUACCUUUUGGCUGACCUGUCUGUGAAAAACUGGUGCUGCGCAAGAGUGGUCGGUUGGAUUCUUACAAAAUUGGUGUCAAAAUGAUAUCCGAAAAGUAUCAAGUCGGCGGAUUCUUUCCCGUUUCUUUUAGGGUUAAAUUGAUUUGUCAAAACCUUCGAACCUAAGUUACAUCUACUUUCGUGUGUAUAUAACAUCAUUUUACUUUUGAUUAUGAUAAGAUAACGUUCCUUGUAUUUUAGUGGGUAGCUUCAUGUAAAACAUGUAGUUUUAAAUUUCAUGUUUAAUUUUUUCGUACCUGUAUGAAUGAAGUCUUUUCAAUACAAGCGA